This is a messenger RNA of Morus notabilis, 2802 nucleotides long. RefSeq names its product cell division cycle protein 48 homolog. Gene Ontology annotation, cellular component: cytosol; nucleus; VCP-NPL4-UFD1 AAA ATPase complex. Bases 172 to 2589 code for a protein of 805 amino acids. Gene Ontology annotation, biological process: mitotic spindle disassembly; retrograde protein transport, ER to cytosol; autophagosome maturation. Gene Ontology annotation, molecular function: ATP hydrolysis activity; ATP binding; polyubiquitin modification-dependent protein binding. NCBI's taxonomy places the organism in Eukaryota, Viridiplantae, Streptophyta, Magnoliopsida, Rosales, Moraceae. The record is from RefSeq and is a predicted model, not a curated record. The transcript is spliced from 9 exons.
AGCCAAAGGCUUUUCUUUCCUAACAAGAAAGGGGAGUUCCGAUUCAUCUAACCCCUUUUGUAUAAAUAUCUCAAUCUCUCUCGUCUUUCAGAUCCCAAUCACUAUUUCCCUUCCUUCCCACAUUCCUUCUUCUUCUUCGUUUUCUCCUUGCCAAAUUCUCUCUCUUUCGCCAUGUCUAACCAAGCUGAAUCCUCUGAUUCGAAGGGAACAAAGAGGGAUUUCAGCACCGCGAUUCUUGAGCGGAAGAAGGCGGCGAAUCGGCUCGUCGUCGAUGAGGCCGUCAACGACGACAACUCCGUCGUCUCGCUCCACCCCGAGACCAUGGAGAAGCUCCAGCUCUUCCGCGGCGACACGAUCCUCAUCAAGGGUAAGAAAAGGAAGGACACCAUCUGUAUUGCUCUUGCUGAUGAUACGUGCGAUGAGCCAAAGAUAAGGAUGAACAAAGUUGUACGGAGCAAUUUGAGGGUUAGGCUUGGUGAUGUCGUUUCUGUGCACCAGUGUCCGGAUGUCAAAUAUGGAAAGCGUGUCCACAUUCUUCCCAUUGAUGACACCAUUGAGGGAGUAACUGGGAAUCUUUUUGAUGCAUACUUGAAGCCCUAUUUCCUGGAAGCUUAUCGCCCAGUAAGGAAGGGUGAUCUCUUUCUUGUGAGAGGAGGAAUGAGGAGCGUUGAAUUCAAGGUUAUUGAAACUGAACCUGCUGAGUAUUGUGUGGUUGCCCCUGACACUGAGAUCUUCUGUGAGGGGGAGCCUGUGAGAAGGGAGGAUGAGGAUAGAUUGGAUGAGGUUGGUUACGAUGAUGUUGGUGGUGUCAGAAAACAGAUGGCUCAGAUUCGGGAGCUUGUGGAGCUGCCGCUUAGGCAUCCACAGCUAUUCAAAUCAAUUGGAGUUAAGCCACCAAAGGGAAUUCUAUUGUAUGGACCUCCAGGUUCUGGAAAGACUCUGAUUGCCCGAGCUGUUGCAAAUGAAACUGGUGCAUUCUUUUUCUGCAUUAAUGGACCAGAAAUCAUGUCUAAAUUGGCUGGAGAGAGUGAAAGCAAUUUGAGGAAAGCUUUUGAGGAAGCAGAGAAGAAUGCUCCAUCUAUUAUAUUUAUUGAUGAGAUUGAUUCUAUUGCUCCGAAGAGAGAGAAGACUCAUGGAGAAGUUGAGAGGAGAAUCGUCUCCCAGCUAUUGACUCUCAUGGAUGGACUGAAAUCUCGUGCACAUGUUAUUGUGAUUGGUGCUACCAAUCGUCCCAACAGUAUUGACCCAGCUCUGAGAAGGUUUGGCAGAUUUGAUAGGGAAAUAGAUAUUGGUGUUCCAGAUGAAGUUGGGCGUCUUGAGGUCCUUCGUAUUCAUACAAAGAAUAUGAAACUUUCCGUUGAUGUUGAUUUGGAAAGAAUAGCAAAGGACACACAUGGUUAUGUUGGUGCUGAUCUGGCUGCUUUGUGUACCGAGGCUGCACUUCAGUGCAUUAGAGAGAAGAUGGAUGUUAUUGACUUAGAAGAUGACUCAAUAGAUGCUGAGAUACUCAAUUCAAUGGCUGUUACAAAUGAGCACUUCCAGACUGCUCUUGGCACAAGCAAUCCAUCUGCCCUCCGUGAAACUGUUGUUGAGGUGCCCAAUGUUAGUUGGGAGGAUAUUGGAGGUCUUGAGAAUGUCAAGAGGGAGCUCCAAGAGACUGUUCAGUAUCCAGUGGAGCAUCCUGAGAAAUUUGAGAAGUUUGGAAUGUCACCUUCGAAGGGAGUUCUGUUCUAUGGACCUCCUGGAUGUGGAAAGACUCUUCUUGCCAAAGCUAUUGCCAAUGAAUGUCAGGCCAACUUCAUCAGUGUCAAGGGUCCUGAAUUGCUUACAAUGUGGUUCGGAGAGAGUGAGGCUAAUGUUCGGGAAAUUUUUGACAAGGCCCGCGGAUCUGCUCCUUGUGUCCUGUUCUUUGAUGAACUUGAUUCAAUUGCUACUCAGAGAGGUAGCAGUGUAGGGGAUGCCGGUGGUGCUGCUGAUAGAGUUUUGAACCAACUGCUCACUGAAAUGGAUGGCAUGUCUGCCAAGAAAACCGUGUUUAUCAUUGGUGCCACUAACAGACCAGACAUUAUAGACCCUGCACUCCUGCGUCCAGGCCGUCUUGAUCAGUUGAUUUAUAUCCCUCUCCCUGAUGAGGAAUCUCGUUACCAAAUAUUUAAGUCCUGCCUGAGGAAAUCGCCAGUCUCCAAAGAUGUCGACCUCCAUGCCCUUGCCAAGUACACUCAAGGAUUCAGUGGUGCCGAUAUCACUGAGAUAUGCCAGCGCGCAUGCAAAUACGCUAUCAGAGAGAACAUUGAGAAAGAUAUUGAGAGGGAAAGGAGGAGAAAGGAUAAUCCCGAGGCUAUGGAGGAGGAUGUAGAGGAUGAAGUUGCAGAGAUCAAGGCAGCUCACUUUGAGGAAUCAAUGAAGUAUGCUAGGAGGAGUGUAAGCGAUGCUGAUAUCCGCAAAUACCAGGCAUUUGCACAGACGUUGCAGCAGUCGAGAGGGUUUGGAAGCGAAUUCAGGUUCCCGGAUACUGGUGCUGCAGCUGCUGGGUCCGAUCCUUUUGCAGCCUCUGCUGGUGGGGCUGAUGAAGACGACCUUUACAGUUAGGGCUUUUCUUUGAUGUGUUUCUAUUUAAGUUUGCAAAGGUGCCUUGACUGUGCUGAAGGCCGAUUGGAAUCUCUUUUGUGCCAGUGGGAUUGCUCCUGGAUGCUAUUUAAUUUUAGUUUAUAGACAUUGUUACUUGAUUAUCUUUUAUGAUAUAUUGAAUACUUGAAUAUGACGAACCUUUUACAUCCAUAAUGUUUUUGAUGAGAUUACAUA